UCGUACUUCAUGGUUUUACAUUGCGACCUGACCAAUUCGUUAUCCCUAGUGGCGAACUCCCGGUGACACAGCAAUUUGUAGGGUCAAUUGUGUUCUGGCAUACUUUGACCGCUAAUAGCUUUCGUUAACUACUUUUCUGGCAGUGAUAACUCAUAAUCACACCAAAUCUGUUUACUUCAUUUUAUUUCUAACCCGGCUUUCUUUUUUUUAGAGCCUAGUCGAUCUUCUGUUUAAAAAAUCCAAUUUUAGUUUCAAAUUGCCUCUGGAAUGUGCGAUUAAAUUAUUAGUUCAAGUGGUGGUUCACACGUGGGGACGACGAAUUGAGGAAAUUUCAAAAUGAACACUGGAGACACACCAAUUUUUCAUGACAGACAUAAAAGGGAUCAAGAAGAUUUAUCUUCUGAUCCCCCAUCAUCUUUUCUUUCGGAUAUCCUUUAUACUACUAAUGUUUGUGAUGUUGAUGACACAGCUGCUGACAAAAAGAAGCUGAUUCUUUCCAUUGCCUGGUGGUGUGGAAAACUGGGAGCUGCCUAUUAUGACAUUGAGUCCCAUGAGCUCCAUGUGAUUCCAGAUGUGGUGGAAAGUUCUUCUGAUGCAUCUGUAUUGCAGGGAUUAUUUUUCCAGUUGCAACCACACACUCUCAUUGUCAAACAUAAUUUGGAAGAAAAGCAAAUGGCUAAGAUUUUCCAGUUAUUGGAAGGUGAAUCUCAAGAACUUAUGAAGAGUAGUCCAGCCAAACAAGUGCAAAAGAGUUAUCCAUUUUCAGGGGCCAAAACUGCUGCAUCCAUACAAUUCAAGAAAAAUGAAAAAGAUUCAUGUCAUCUCUAUGCUGUUCCUAGUUCUUUCUACAACGCCGAAGCUGCUACUCGUAGAUUGCGGGCAUUACGGUUAGGAAUUACGCCAGAUGACAUGACCGAAAUGGAGCGCUGGAUACAUCUGAAAAGCUUGUUUCCCUUUGACAAUACAGCUUUGUUACAAGCCACUGGUGCGUUACUGAAAGUACUGGAACAAUGGCAGAGAGGUCAAGAUGUUGAUCGUCUGAACGAAGCAAGUAUGGACAACAUGAGCUUGAAGAUUCUUUCUAUUCGAACAUGCCGUGUUGAUGAUUUGUUAUGGAUGGACCAGUCAACAUUUCUUAGUUUAAAAAUCUUCUCGCAAGAAUCACAUCCGUCGGCAUUCAAGAAAGGACAUUCACAGAGCGCAAAAGAGGGGCUUAGUCUUUUUGGAAUUGCUUCGAAAUGUUAUUCCACGCCCGGAUCUAUGUGCCUUAAGGAACUGUUCAAGCGACCCACGCGCAAUAUUGAAACGCUUAGGGAGCGUUACAGUGUAAUACGAUUUUGUGUGGAAGCGUCUAAUAUAGAAGUAGUCCACAGUUUUGUUGGCAUCUUGAAAAACGUCACCGAUAUCAAGGUCCCCCUUUCAAACAUCUCAACAAUGCGAGGAACUUCUAAUGAUUGGAAAAAGCUACAAAUAACUGCUAAAAAUUUGAUAGCCUUGGCCGAUCAAUGCAAGGUUCUUCCACAACAAAUUCGUCUUUUUCGCAAUUUAGCAGAGAGUGAACGAUCAAGUAAAUGGUAUCAUGUCGUUAACGUCAUUCAUCGACUAAUUAAUUUUCAAGAAUCGAGACGUGCGGGACGGUGUGUUGUCAACUCAGGGGUUGAUGAGGAUCUUGAUAAACUGAAACGAGACCAUGGCAACAUGCAACAAAUUUACACAGAAACCGUUAAUCUUGAAAUGGAAAAUUUACCUUUAUUUGUCGAACAGGGCGUAAUUGAAUUUUUACCUCAUGUUGGCCACUGUUUGUGCCUUCGUUCGUGGCUGCCAGAAGGUAAGCCUAUGACGGCUGAUGCCGUUAGUAUACCAGGACUGGAGCUAAAAUUUUUUACAAAGGAAAACGUUUACUUCAAAAGCCAACGUUGUAAUGAACUGGACGACAUGUUCGGAGAUUUUGCGGCAGCAAUCGUAGCACAUGAAAUGUCGGUUAUAUUUUCGGCCUCUAAAGUUGUCCUCAAAUAUUACGACGCAUUGACUGAAGGAAUCGAAUUGGCUGCAUAUCUAGACGCGCUUCUUAGCUUAUCAGUGUUAAGCUCAGAAUUUGAAAUGGUAGAGCCAGAGCUUGUUGAAAGUAGAAAUUCAUGUGUCCAUUUUGAAAACGGGAGACAUAUUUUGCUGCAGCUUGUGGCGGAUCGGUUCAAUCCCAAUUCGACAUACCUCGGUGGAGAGGGGGGAGAUGCUAAACGCAUAAAUAUUAUUUCUGGCCCUAACUCUAGCGGCAAAUCAGUUUUUUUGAAGCAAACUGCAUUAAUUGUUUAUUUGGCUCAAAUUGGAUGCUUUGUACCAGCUCAACGUGCAUUGUUAACACCCAUGAAACAUAUCUUCGUUGUCUGUCAUGCUCCAGAAACAAUUGCCACAUCGCUCUCACACUUCGGUGUUGAGCUCUCUAUGAUGUCCAUGGCCUGCAGGACCGCGACUAAUCAUUCUUUGGUAAUUUUGGAUGAAUUCGGAAUAGGAUCGUCUCACGUGGAUGGUUCCGCGUUAUUCAUUUCCUGCAUGGAGUAUUGGAUGAAACAAGAAGAACAGAGUCCUCUUCUACUUGUUGCAACACACUUGCAUAGUGCUGUCCAACACUUGUUUCGACAUACAAAUGCCUUACGCAAAACUCGUUUCAUGUCCAUGGGGUACUUCCUGGAUGAGGAACAACUUGUUUUCCUGUAUCAGCUUACUGAAGAUUUGUGCACAAAUAGUUUCCCUUUGAGUGUGGCAUACGCUUCCGGAUUACCUGAUUUCGUCAUUAAAAGGGCUCAAGAAAUACUAAAAGACGUUGACAAUGUUGGCAGUUUGUCACCUAACCGCGUAAUUUGGAACGAAGUGAAAUGCACGAGUUUACGCAAGAGCGCCGAGUCUUUCUUCAUGACCGACCCUUGGAAUAUUGAGGCAUUAAAACAAUUUACAAGACGAAGCAUUCUUGGUCGCUGGUGUUCUCAUUCGCAGGAGGCCCCUGUAGAAAAAACUUAUUUAGCUAACAAAUAGUUUCUUACUUAGGUAGAAUGCCAAUCAGUUCUUACAUGGAUUCCAAAUAGACGAUCAUGAAUGUGUAUUCGCUAUUACAUAUCUAUCGCAAGACCAUUAAAAAUAAUGUUCGAAAAUGAAGUUUUCUGAAAACGUCCAAAUUCAAGUCCGUGAUAUGCUUUCAGUUGCAGUCCACGGCAAAGGGGCAGUAAGAAUUGCUACAUCAUUAAGAAACCGUGAUUGAUAAAACUUGUGAACGUACCAAAAUAUUACAAACAUGUAAAACGACACAAGCCACACUUACGCAUAUACUACGCAUGGAGAGAAAGAAAAAAAGAUGAAGGAAAAGAAAACAAAA
Molecule: messenger RNA, 3367 nt
Organism: Daphnia magna
Lineage: Eukaryota; Metazoa; Arthropoda; Branchiopoda; Diplostraca; Daphniidae
Product: mutS protein homolog 5
Exons: 19
Coding region: 337-3030 (897 amino acids)
Biological process (GO): mismatch repair; chiasma assembly
Cellular component (GO): nucleus
Molecular function (GO): ATP binding; ATP-dependent DNA damage sensor activity; mismatched DNA binding
Source: RefSeq, a predicted model, not a curated record